GUGUGUGUGUGUGUAUGCAGAGCACAAGGUAAUCAUAGUGGGACUUGAUAAUGCUGGAAAGACCACCAUUCUUUACCAGUUCUUAAUGAAUGAAGUGGUCCAUACUUCUCCAACCAUAGGAAGCAAUGUGGAAGAAAUAGUAGUGAAAAAUACUCAUUUCCUCAUGUGGGAUAUUGGAGGACAAGAGUCAUUACGGUCCUCAUGGAACACCUAUUAUUCAAACACAGAGUUCAUCAUUCUUGUUGUUGACAGCAUUGACAGAGAGCGACUUUCUAUUACAAAAGAAGAACUUUACAGAAUGCUGGCUCAUGAGGAUUUACGGAAGGCUGCAGUUCUCAUCUUUGCAAACAAACAGGACAUGAAAGGUUGCAUGACAGCUGCUGAAAUAUCUACAUACCUCACCCUUAGCUCCAUAAAGGAUCACCCAUGGCACAUUCAAUCCUGUUGCGCCUUGACGGGAGAAGGAUUAUGCCAAGGCUUGGAGUGGAUGACCUCCCGAAUUGGAGUGAGAUAGCUUUUUUCAGAAAGGAGAGACUUGUAUUUAUCCUGUGAACAUGAACAUUUUCCUAUACUUCUGUCUGCUGAGGCAGUGACCAUGUUUAAUUUAUACCAACCAACCUCCAAGCUGUGCUUGAAUCAAGUGCAGCUGAACUGAAACACAAAGUAUUUUCUUAGCCUUUUUUAAUACACUAAUCUUCAACUGGGUGAACAUAUGUGAAUCUGUUUUUAAGCAUUGAAAUUCCUCUGAUUAUGGACUCUGGCUUUUUCAGUGAUAACUUUUUAAGAUAUCUUGUGCCAUUUUUCGUGUUUCAUACCUUCUCAUUCCUAAGCUUAUAUAACUUACUAACAAAAAUGAGGGCGGAUUGUCUAAUAGAGUAGCAGCUAGGUUGAACUUUAGCAUAGCUUUGAUC
Messenger RNA from Tinamus guttatus (white-throated tinamou), 911 nucleotides. NCBI's taxonomy places the organism in Eukaryota, Metazoa, Chordata, Aves, Tinamiformes, Tinamidae. The record is from RefSeq and is a predicted model, not a curated record.